AAAAAAGCAGAAGUUGAUGAAUAUAAAAAUAUAUAUGUAUGUCAGACUGACAACAUAAACCCUCAUAUCGCACUGAAAUUCACCUAAUCAUUCAUCUGAUCGUCAUUGUGCAUAUCGAAAUGUCUGCUGACCAUUUAGAGUUUUUGAAGAGCAAGUUCAUGGAGGAUUUGCGAGACGCCGAGGAGGAGCACACGGGAGAAAAUGAGAUUCCCCUCCAUUCUCGUUUUCUACAGAUUCGAGAUGUGUUGCAAGAUAAGCGCUUCACGCCAUCAACACCGAUUAGAACGAAGGAUUGUCUGUACAAUGCUAUCGGCGCAUUGGAAGAGUGCGUCAUCUUGUCGGCUAAGCGUGAACCACGGAAGAAGGAUGACCCCCUCCAUGGCUACACUCUGGCGGAGCUCUGGCUUCUUUUCAGAACCAAAAAGCUGUUGCUGAAGAUAAAGAAAAAGCUUGUCAAUACAAGGGAGGAUGUCGUUGAAAGUUCACUUGCUAGCACCAGCGCUAUUGCUGCAGCCAGUUCAUCCUCCACCUCCUUACCGGUAUUUAUUCCAAGACCAAAAGACCUUGAUUGGGAAUAUAGGUGGAGAAAUACAUGUUUUGAUGAACAAGAGGAUGAGAUUAUAGAUGAGCUUGUGGAUGGCAAGAAAUGGGGCAAAGGUUUAAUUGGAAUUGUGGGUAUAGGGGGCUCCGGUAAGACAACCCUUGCCCAAUUAGUUUUUACUAACCACAAGGUGGUGGAUUUCUUCCAUUACAGAAUCUGGAUUUGCUUAUCUCAAAAACUGAAUGCUAGGGAUGGAGAUGAAAAUCUUAAGGAGAUGGUGAGAGAGAUGAUGAAGCAAUGUGCGGAUGUGGAAGAAAGCAAGGACAAAUAUGACAGGCUGCAAGACGUGGAUGAAGAUGCUCUGUUGGAGAAUCUUAAAAGUGUGUUGAUGGGGAACAAGUAUUUGAUGGUAUUUGACGGCAUAUGGGACAUUAAGAUGGACUGGUAUUUGAAGUUGGGUGACAAGUUAGAGUGGUUUGAUAAUCACAAAGUCAAAGAAAGAGAAAGAGAAAGAGAGAGUAGUGCAGGCGUGAUCAUCACAACCAGACUCCCCCACAUCCCCAAACAGAUGGGGAUGCCUUUGCAUCACAUGGCCCCUCCAUCCCCAACAACGUUUCUGUACGAACGAAGUCUUAAAGAUGCUGGCUUUGCAACGAAAGAGGCUCAGAAAAUGGAAGAUGACAUUAUACAGCAGUGUGAUGGCCUCCCAUUAGCUGCGGAGAUAUUGUCGAAGAUAAUUCCAAAUCUAAUCUUGGGAGACAGUUACAAAAUAUUACAUCAAUUUUUUUUGGUGGCAAUGGUUAACUCUGAAGACGAUGCUAUAUUAGGAAAGGAUUUUUUUUUACAAUUGCAUGACCUCACAGAUGAUGAUGUUGAUAAGGUUGUUGAUGUUUCAAAACUUCCUCUUCUUGAUAUGUUAGAGAUACUCAAUCAACAUACAUAUUUGACAGAAAGAGUUAUGAAGGAUAAGUACAAAAAGACACUAAAACUACUAGUCGUGAGUGGGGAUGCUAAAGCUAAUAGGCUCCUACAACUCAUCAACAAUUUAAAAAUUGAUCCAAAACCACCAAUUGCCAUACUGUCUUUGGGAUCUCAAACUAACUUUUCCCUUUCACUAGGAUGGAAAAAUCAUACUCCAACUCAUGCAAACAUCACCAAUGUGUCAUUGUUCUUGCAAAAAGUGUAUGCUGCAGAAGAAAGGGUUAUAGAUAGUUGGGAUUUUCUAAUGAGGAUGACGAUGAUUCCAAACAGCUUGCUACAGGCUUUUUCAUAUCCUAGUACUUCUGAAGCAGAUUUGACCCAUAUGGGCGGAUACAAAGAAUUCAGAACAACAUUUUGGAGCUACUUUAUCAUUGGAAUGGGUGAUCGAGAAUGGUUUGCUUCUUCUUCCCAUGAAAAAAAGGACGAAGUAUUCACUAAUUCUUGUUGUAAAUCAUGGCCAAGGAUUGAUGUUUUACCCAUGAGCAUUAAGGUAAAGGAUCAACAGGGACAAUGGAAGGAAAUAAACAUACCUCACAGCAUCAAGUCAAUUGUUUGUCUUAACUUGCCAUGCUUUCUCGGUGAAGUAGACCCAUGGGAACGAUCAAAUGUAAAGAAAAAAAGAGAAAGAAAAUUUACGCCCUCUUUUGUAGAUGAUGGACUUCUUGAGGUGAUCGGUUUUAAAGACUCUUGGCAUGGUUGUGGAACCCGUCUUGCACAGGUGGAUCGAAUCCGCUUUGAUCUUUACAAAGCUGCUGCUAACCAUAUUUACAUGAACAUUGAUGGGAACAUAUGGAAGCAGCCCCUUCCCAUUGAUGAUGACUCAUUUCUGAUUGAAAUCUCUCAUUUGGGUACCACUAAAAUGCUUAUGACUUCAAGUUCAAAGUGCAAAUUCAAAAAGCAAUCUCCUCCUGGUAGUCCAAAGAUGGUUAAGCUUUCUAAAAAGUGAAAGUGACUGAUAUUUUUAGAAGGCAAUGAUGGUUUGGAAGUACUUUAUAAGAACUAUAUACUGUAACAACCUAGAUAUCAUUUAUCUAUGUUUAAUAUUUGUAAUGUUA
This is a messenger RNA of Vitis vinifera (wine grape), 2577 nucleotides long. RefSeq lists its product as uncharacterized. Gene Ontology annotation, molecular function: ADP binding; ATP-dependent diacylglycerol kinase activity. Bases 120 to 2468 code for a protein of 782 amino acids. NCBI's taxonomy places the organism in Eukaryota, Viridiplantae, Streptophyta, Magnoliopsida, Vitales, Vitaceae. The record is from RefSeq and is a predicted model, not a curated record. The transcript has 12 exons.